Messenger RNA from Funneliformis geosporum, 1579 nucleotides. The record is from the annotation of a GenBank genome assembly. NCBI's taxonomy places the organism in Eukaryota, Fungi, Glomeromycota, Glomeromycetes, Glomerales, Glomeraceae.
UACAAAUAUUUACCAAGUUAUCAAUAUUAUCAAAAGUCCUCCCUGCUAUAUAAUUACCCAACCGUUAAAAAAAACCGAACCGAAGAAUGUUAUUUAGUAGAAGGAUUUUUUGAUGUCAUUAGUUUACACAAGUUAGGGGUAGAAAACUGUUUGGCCUUGCUAGGAACUAACUUGUCAGAAGCACAAACUAAACUGCUAAUCGAGUUAAAGAAGCGAAUUAUUCUCUUUUUAGACAGCGAUAAAGCCGGACAGGAAGCCACCGUCAAUGCGGCUGUGAAAUUACUGUUAAAGGAAGUUGAUUGUGAAGUAAUAAAGAGUAAUUAUGAGGGUGACCCAGAUGAGAUUUGCCAACAACAAAAUAAAGAAAAAGUUGGGAAUAAUCCUCAAAGAAUCAGUCGUUUCGUUAGUGAAAUAGCCGAAGUUUUUCGAAAGUUUAAACCUAGUAUCUAUGACUUCCUAAUCGCCAAAAUAAGUUCCUUAGUUGAACUAGUGGAAGCAGCUAAACCAGUAGUAACAAUUUUUUCAGCAAUUAAUAGUCUGGAAAAAAAGAUUAAAGAAAAAGAAAGAAAUAUAAAAAACAAGAAAGCGGUCGCAGAGGAUAUUAAAAAACUAAAAAUUGAACUGAAAAAAAAAGAGAAAGAACUGAAAAAAAUGGGUGAAAAAAAAGUCAUUGAAGGUGGUAAAGCUACUCGCUUUCUUCUUCAUUACAAUAAACACUUUGUUCAGUAUCUUGCUAAGGGUUAUUCUUCUUUUAACAGAAAAAUUGAUCCUGAGGAACUGGUCUCCGAAGGUAUUUCUUCUUUACCAAAAGCAAUUGAAAAUCAAUUUAUUAAUCAAGGCAGCGAAAACAAAGAAAAAAAAAAUGUAGUUUAUUAUGAUGAUAGUAGUUAUCGAAAUGAUGACAAGGAAAGUAAAUCUUAUUCAUUGCUAGAAACUUUGCAUGAUGAGGAAAAUGUCGAACUGACUGCCGAACAAAUACGCCACCGAGAUACUGUAAUUCAGACUAACAAUCUAAUCAACACCUUGGAAGAUCGAGAAGCGAUUUUGCUAAUUCGCCUCCUUUCUGGAGUAAAACCCACUAACUUAUUAGACAUUUAUUAUUUAGCCAACGAAGAAGAAAAAGGAGAAUUAAAAAAAAAAAUGAAAUUAGGUAACAAAUUUAAUUCUGAAGUUGCUCUUACUUAUGGAACACCAACGGGUCAAUUUACUGCCCAUGAAAUUCAUAAGGCUAAUGGUGUAGAUUAUAACCCGUAUUGCGAAAUAUUGAUAAAAACCCCAGUUGUAGUUUUGAACCUAACCGCAAAAUAUUUACGUGCUUUACUUGUGGCUUUAAGGCGAGCGAUGUCUUUAACUUUUGGGCUCAGUAUCAAAAAAUUACCUUGGAAGCAGCGGCAGAAGAAAUCAGAUUUAUUAGCCACUAACCUAGUCUUAGUAACUGAGAAUAACCGAGUUUGCGACUUUUUCCCAACCCAGCAUUUAAUUAUCCCCUUGACCAAUUCCGAAAGCAAAAUAGUAGCUUUUGCAGCUCGAAAAAUUGGUGAAAUACCAACCGGAGAGGGCAAGUACAAAUAUUUACCAA